Messenger RNA from Manacus vitellinus (golden-collared manakin), 3772 nucleotides. It is a transcript of the gene ITGB3BP, whose product is annotated as integrin subunit beta 3 binding protein. Gene Ontology annotation, biological process: regulation of DNA-templated transcription; CENP-A containing chromatin assembly. Bases 504 to 1148 code for a protein of 214 amino acids. Lineage: Eukaryota; Metazoa; Chordata; Aves; Passeriformes; Pipridae. Gene Ontology annotation, cellular component: nucleoplasm. The transcript has 9 exons. The record is from RefSeq and is a predicted model, not a curated record.
GGGGACUGUUCUUACACAGAUUUUUUUGUUUCUUGUUGUUUUAUAUUGUGGUUUAGACCAAGAUUUAGGAACGUGCUUAAAAACUUUCAGUUGUCUGUGGGAAAAAUAGUCUUAAUUUAUGUUGACCUUUCUUUCCUUGGAGCAUUUAGCCUGCAUUCAAUAAAAUUUUGAUGACUGCUCUUUAGCAGACAGCUGUACCAUAUAAAGUAUUAUAAAUAUUCAGCUUUCCCCUUCCAGUGUUGCCAUUAACAGCUGGGCAUCCAGUUCAGCAGAGCAGAUUUUGCAGAGAGAGCUUGGCAUGUUCCUGAAUCAGGAGAAGGAAGAAGGGAAGCAAAUAGUUUCUUAUGGUUUGGGGACCUGUAAAGACAUAGAGCAUCUGUUCCCCUGUUAAGUCAUAGUCUGGCAGCACUGAAUCAUGUUAAGAGCUAAAAUGAUGGGAAAAACUACUUUUUUCUCCUUGGCUGUACCUGUAUUUUAAAUGGCUUUAUGCAUUGUUUCAACUAAUGGCAAAAUCCUUUCAACCCUUGCUCACAAGAGUUAAGAGAGCAUUAAAGUUGGACACUGUCAAAAAAGAUAAUCCAUCUGAUGCAACACCUCAGAAGGUCAGAAAGAAAAAUCUGAAUUCUUACUCCCCAACAACAGGAACACGCCAGAUGAGUCCCUUUUCUUCCCCUGUGAGCCACAAGGAACAAAAUCCCAGGAACCCCCCAGCAAAAGGAGGUGGGAGAGAGCAGAGCAAUUCCCACACUGGAUUAUCCAGGAGAGGGCAGCCUCCAACAGAGCAGGAUGGGUUCCUGAAACUGCAGUCCCAAGUGAGAAGUUCAUUGGCCAGAAUUCUGAAAAUAAGAGCAAAUCUCACGAGCCUUCAGGCUUUGGAGGGCAGCAGAGAGCUGGAAAAUAUCCUCGGUGUCUCAGACUCCUCUCGUGCCCUGAGUGCUGAAGUGCAGAAAACCCAAACACUGCUGAGUCAAGCAGAAGAGCUGCAGCUGUUGGAAGCAAACCAUAGAAAACUCCCUGCCCCAGGGUACAUCCAGACUGUUGGGAGCACCGAGUUCCUGAACUCACUCCUGGAACAAAGCAAGGAGCCCCUGGGCCUGCUCCCUGCCCUCCCCAGCACCCAGGCACUGGCCCAGAGACCAGGAAUGUGACCAGGAUACAGGCAUUAUGUGAAAAAUGCAUUCCACAUCACCCCAAACUUCUACAUCUGCUGGACUGGACUUAAAAGGAGCGAAGAACUGAGUGUAAACCAAUCUCCCCCCAAUCCCGGUGCGGGAGCGUCGCUGCCCAGGCAGGUGCAGUCACAUAACAUUCCUGGCGUCCAUUUAAACUGAACAAUGUGCACAACCACAUCAUCCCCAUGGAAAUAAUCCACCGUGCUGGGAGCUGGGGCUGCUGCUGCCGCCUGGGAAAUCAACUGUAGGUUCUGCAGGUUCUUUUCUAACACGGGGUGGGCUCUAAAGCCAGAGGAAGCUUUGCAGUGCAAGGAAUUAUUCCGUGUUUCAGCUGUUGAGAAACACUUUUCCUGUUGGUGCUGCCACACUUGGGGAUGUUUGUCAUCCACAACCAGGUUUCCUCUAAACUCAACCCAAGCCAAGGCCUCAGCUUCAAACCCAGCACUAACACACAUGCUCUGGGAACAUUUGCUUUUUAGGUCUGGGAACAUUUGCUUUUUAGGUCAACAUUUUAGUUUAGUUUUGGUAUUUAAUGAUGUAAGAGCAGAGUUGUUUUAUAUAAACCAGCUGCUUCUCUUUUUUCCACCCCUCCAGCCUAGGGAAUCCCCAAUAUCCCAAAUCCUUUCAUUAGGUUGGAAGAGUGCAGUACAAUGAUCUAUACUUUCUUAAGUUCAACAUAAACACCCACUUGAAUGUCCUUUUUACUCCUGCAAAGUCCAGCUCCUCAAAUAAACUGAUUUUUAUGACUAAAACUCUGAGCACUAAAAUGAUGAACAUGUUCCACACGCUCAAGCUUUGGGAGUUUUUAGUUAAUAAAAAUGUUUUUGCACCUCACUACCUGUGCAGUCCAACUGGGAAAAACAUUAGUAACUGGUGGAAGGGAACUGGGACAGUUUUUCUCCCUUCCACACCAGUCUCUGUCAGGCUCUCAGAGCUGUGGGUUGUUGUUCUGUGUGUAAGGGGCACCAGCCCGUUGCUCUGUAGCAGGAGGGGAGGAUACUGAACCAGCGAGAGUUUAUGUAACCUGACUGUAACCUCUGGAGCUGGAAAUUAAAUAAUUAUUGAUCUGAGAAGAGCCUGGAACUGACUGUGCUGGUCUAAAUCAAGCUGUUAUGGGCAGUCUUGGGAGAACAUAAAACUUGUACAGGAAAUACCAGUGAAGGUGGUGAUGGGCAAUGAGUUACAGCAUAACUUACACCAUGGCAAUUACUAAAUCUGGUAUUUAGUCAUUUUUUAGGGAAAUAAAGCUGUACAUGAAGGCUGUGCUGCACAUGCCCCGCUCACAUGCCUCAGCUAUUUAGGCAGUUACUGUGGCUCUGACCUCCUGCUGUACCAGCUCUUGCCUCUGAAACAGCUGGGGCUGUUAAGAACCAUUUCCAGUUCCACACAAGGUGGAUCGGGUGACUCUCACUUUAUCACCCCCCGAGGCCACCUCAAGGACAAAGAAAAGGGAUACACUCAAAACUAAUGUUUGGCUAUGGGGGGAAGGACAGGCCUGGGCUCUUGCUGGACACACAGACCAGGCUCAUUAAACCCUGAACUGCUUCUGCUUCCCUCCACCUUCAUUUUCCUUGUCACCUUAGAGACCUCCAAGGCUGACAAACUUCAGGCAGCCUUUCCCCCAGCCCUACUGGGGGGGAGCAUGGAGGGUUUGGGAUUUCACAGCCUCUGGAGACAAAGAUUCCUAUUUUUGUGUCCUGAUACACAUCAAUGCCACCCAGCCUACACUUCCAAAAAGAAAGGCUGUGCUGUGAGUUGCAGUCACCCCCACAGAAAAUUCUGAAUACUUGUGAAAAUAUUGAAGUUUGUUGGUUUGUAAGAAUUUGCUGAACUGUGCUCACCCCCCAUAUCCUCAGAGUAACUCCAGAGCACCGUUUCUACUCUGUUGGAGCUGCCAGGAGCACAGUGUUGGCUCUGGGUACUUUUUCCACAACAAAUAAGGCUGGAAAAACUGCAUAAAUACACUCAGCUCGGAGCCACUCCAUUGACAGGGCUCAUAACUGACACAGUUGGAAGUUCCCAGAACAGCUGAUUCACACACUGACACUAAUGGCAGUGACAGGCUGGAAUGUGACAGCACAGCCAGGGCAGGGGGAAGCCUCUCAACAAGGAUGGGGGGGCUUAUUUUUAAUAUAUAUACAUACAUAGAUACAGAAGAAAAACAUAGACUGAUUUCUAAUUAAACCAUACAACCCUAAAUUGCUUUAUGAUUUAUUUUCUUCCUCCAUGCUUUGUUAUGUUUAUAAUUACUCAAUCAAUAUGCAUUCUCUGAAUUAUUGGCAGUGGAGGCUGUGCUGCACCCAGGGAGAAAUUGCAGAGUUGAGUUCAGUUUACAUCUGCAAAUUGCUGUGCAAGGAGGGGGGUUGUUGUGGGGUUUGGGGUUUUCUUUCCCCCUCAUACCUGGUUUCCAACUGCACAGCAGCACCUCAGCUUUUACUGCAGGAGAACCAAGAGGGUUUGGCUUUUCAGUCCUGUUGAAGAGAGAGCAGUUGAGUCCUAAGACUGCAGAGGUGUUAAAACCACUUAAAGCAGAGCUGCUGACCAACAGUGAAGGAAGAAAUGUCACAGUGGAGGAAAGUUUGUGUCACAAAACAAUUCAG